This is a messenger RNA of Mesorhabditis belari, 1650 nucleotides long. The record is from the annotation of a GenBank genome assembly. Lineage: Eukaryota; Metazoa; Nematoda; Chromadorea; Rhabditida; Rhabditidae.
AUGGCUGAUUCAGUUGCAUCGUGGGUGGAUGAGGAAUCGAAGAAGAGGGAUUCGGAAUGGACAAGGGAAAGAAGUGAAGAGAAAAAGAAGAAAAAGGAGAGCUCUUCAGAGUCAAAAAACUCAUCAGCGAUGAAACAUUUGGCGAAACGUCUCAAAGCAAUUUAUGAAGACGAGGGACUUGAUUAUGGUGACGUGGAUGACGAUGAGGAGGCGAUUGUCGAUCGAUUUAGUACUGCCACCAAGUUACGAAAGAAACGAGUGGCCGAAACGAUUUUCAUUGGAUCUGAUAAAGGAGAACGUUUCAUGUCAUGCGAGAGACGAUUUGCAGAAACCGAUAAAUUCGUUCGAUUCACCAAUAAUGCUUUCUACGAACUCACCGAGAAGAAAGCCAUAGAAUUGGGUGUUUCCGUUGAUCUUGUCCAUCAGAUUAUGGCUUUCUCACAUUGGACUUAUAAGGUAACAAAAGGCUUUCUGAUGAUGCCCGACGCUUUAACAAUUUCGACUUUGUUAGAAGAUCUCGUCAAACAAGGACACAAAGUACAAAAAGAGCUACGGUGCAACAUUUGUUUUUCAAUCCCUCAGCAGCCAUGUCUAACAACUUGUAACCAUCUAAUUUGCAAACCUUGCUUUGAUGGAUGGAUGAAAGAAGGAAAAGGGCCGAAACAUUGCCCUGUUUGCAAGUUUGUGAUAGAUACGAGAAGAAACGCUGAAGUCGACUACUUGAAAUCAUGGACUAACAAAUAUCUACAAUUUGCGAAGACGUUUAUGAAAGAAGUGGCCACAUACGCGCAUACUUUCGAAGACCCUUUUAUGGAGAGCCAGGUGGUCUUCACACAAAUGCCAACUCGUACACCUGAUCGACUAAAAGAAAUACCGAUCCAUUCACUGGAGCAAUUAAUGCAACCUCUAACACCUCUCGAAAUUUUUGACGAUGACGAUGACGUUCUACCGCCUAGCCCUGAAGUUUUACCGCCAGCGCGAAAGAGAAAACGGAAAACUUCUGGCCGAAAAGAAAAGACGAUAAGCCCCUAUUCUACUACUCCAGUCAAGCCAAGUACGCCAUUGAAGUCAAGACAACAAAGGGAUUGUUUUCCUACGGAAGAUACACGCGUUGUACAAGACUCAACUCAAACGAAUUUAAAGCAAGUUUCGCGUGAAACCCAAACUUUGGAAACUUCAAACACCACAAUCGAUUUAAAUGGCUUGUUAGCAGAUGCGCCCAUCACACUUCGUUCCAUAUUCACAAACGUGACGGGGUUAGAAGAGGCUUUAAAGAAGAACAUUGAUGAAUUGAAGUCUUGGGUAAAGGAGAAUAGAAACGAUGACGAGGAAAUGGUUGAAGCAGCGGAUUUGCAACAUAUUGAGAAUGUUUCGAAGCCCGUUGUAUUUUUUUGUGGAUUAUCCGAUUUUGAUGAAGAGGACUUGUGUUCCGAAUUUUGCUUCGCUUUUCACAAAGAAGUUGAAAUUACUCGAAGCUUAACGAAUGCACAAUGUCUCGUCGUUAUGGGGAAAAGAGAAUAUGCUGAACAUUCACUUGCCUAUCGAACAGCAACAACCAAAGGAAUGAGGAUCAUCGAUGGAAGAUGGGUCAGAGACAGCUUAAGAUGUCAAAAGCUCUGUGAUAUGAUGGAUUACGCCUUCAAAAACGAA